UCCUCUAAUAGUUAACUACCAUACUCUUUCAACAUCCCCCCCUUUCUUCAACAUUCAGUCGUGCCUAAACGUGCGCAGGGCUACGAGACUCCAACUAUUGUAUUAUUCAUUUUACUCUUAUUCAUGUAACUUGAAUUUAUCUAGCAUACAUAAUUCCGCCUUAGAAUCUGCGCUUUUUUGCACAGCUACAUUUUUUCAUCCAGUGUUAGCUGCUACUGCGUCCUGAUACACCAACUCUGCGCGCUCUCAUUUCAGACGCACUGUUAUUUCUUCUGCUCAGAGUUGGCCUUUGAUAUUUGACACCAAUAGUCAUCGUCUCCAUGGAUCACCUCCGAAGAUGGCGGGAAGAGCGCCGGGCUCGGAAAGAACCUCAACCAAAGUAUUGGCGUCAUUCGAUGGUAUUCCCAGUAUUACCAUCUUACGACUCUCGCGUUCCCGUGCGAGCCGCACAGCCCAUUGGUGACGAAGCUGUUCCCUGCCAAUCCUUCCUAAAGCUGCCUAGCGAGAUCAGGAAUGCGAUAUACAAAGAGGUUUUCGGAGGUAGAGUCAUCCAUCUCUACCUCGGACACGGAAAGCGCCAGGGGACUUGGGAACCGCGGGGCCAGAUCUGUCGCCGGAAAUGGGAGGUGCUAAGAGACACCCGCUAUGAGCCGACAAGAGAAAUACCCUUUCAGGAACCCUUCGCGUACGACAUGUGUUUAGGGAAGGAUUGGGGCCCAGAUCUAGAGAAAUUUGGGGUUCUAGGAUUGCUUCUUGCAUGUCGACAGACGUAUCACGAGAGCCUUCCUUUUCUCUUCUCGGAGAAUACGUUUUACCUCGAAAUGGGCGCCGCUCCGGCGCUUCUCCACAACUUUAAAAGCAUAUUACCCGAGUCCCAUCUCGUCAGAGUCACAUCUCUUGAACUGACUUGCUAUUUUAAAUGUUUCACGGCCGCCAAACCCUGGGAUGGACACCGCUAUUGUGUGGACCUCCCCAAUCGCCUCAUCGAUACCUUCCCAAACCUAAAGUCACUCAAACUGAUCGACUUAUCGCUCAUUACGCGGCCUUGCGCCCGUUUUCCUGCUGGCUCGUCAUUGGUAGUCGGGAAUUUUUCGCCCUUAAAUAUUGCUUGGGAGAUGGUGGAGAACUGGUCGAGAAGAAUCCGUGGAUUGGCAGUCCGCUCGAGAUUUGGCGUUCCGUGGAUUCUAAUCCGGGUGUUGGCUACUGGAUCGCAUAUGUCGAUACGCCUGCCACGUAUGCAACGUGCUUUAGUGGCGAAUCCCAUUGAUUUUCUACAUUUCCAGAAAUACCAUGCUCAAAGGCGAGUGUCAUGCAUCUUUGUGGACCACUACUAAUAGUGGUUGCGGGGCCUGCAAUGCCAAUACAGACGUAGUAAUCAAGCCACAGACCGCCACAAUCUGUUCCUA
This is a messenger RNA of Eremomyces bilateralis CBS 781.70, 1406 nucleotides long. RefSeq lists its product as uncharacterized. The transcript has 5 exons. Lineage: Eukaryota; Fungi; Ascomycota; Dothideomycetes; Eremomycetales; Eremomycetaceae. The coding region runs from base 321 to 1334 and encodes 337 amino acids. The record is from RefSeq and is a predicted model, not a curated record.